GUUGCGCGGACUGUACACGGAAGGCAGUGAGUUUCGUGGUGGAAAAAAGUUCUCAUAGUUGUUUUCAUGCCAAAGUAAAAAAAAGUCACGCUUCAGUCGUUUGUAGCCUGCUGUGAGAUUGUGUUGAAGCUGUUCGAAGACUCCAAAGAACCAGAACCUCUUCAUGAUGCGGACUGAACCAGGCCCAGUGCAGAUCGUCACAGUGUGUAAGGAGGAACACUCCUUUGCUUUGGACACCGAGGCCUUGGCCCGGGUUCUGCUGGCACCUGAGGUCCGGGACAAACAUGUGGUCGUGCUGUCGGUGGCGGGAGCCUUCAGGAAGGGCAAGAGCUUCCUGCUUGACUUCAUGCUUCGCUACAUGUACAGAAAGGGCGAUGAAAACUGGCUGGGUGAGGAGGACGAGCCGCUGACUGGAUUUUCUUGGAGAGGAGGUUCAGAACCAGAGACAACAGGCAUCCAGCUUUGGAGUGAAGUUUUUCCCAUCACAAAGAGUGAUGGAACAGAGGUGGCAGUAGUGUUGAUGGACACUCAGGGAGCCUUUGAUUACCAGUCCACCGUGAAGGACUGCGCCACUAUCUUUGCCCUCAGCACCAUGACCAGCUCCAUACAGAUCUACAAUCUGUCACAGAACAUACAAGAGGAUGAUCUGCAGCAGCUACAGCUGUUCACGGAGUAUGGUCGCCUUGCCAUGGAUGAAAUCUUUCUGAAGCCCUUUCAGUCUUUGAUGUUCCUGAUCAGGGACUGGAGCUUUCCCUAUGAAUAUAAGUAUGGCUUUAAAGGAGGCGAUGAAUUCCUGGAUAAACGGUUACAGGUGAAUGAGUCCCAACAUGAGGAGCUGCAGACAGUGAGGGAUCACAUCCAUUCAUGCUUCACCAACAUUUCCUGCUUCCUGUUACCUCACCCUGGGCUGAAGGUUGCCACCAGCCCUUCUUUUGAGGGACAACUUAACGCUGUUGGCCCGGAGUUCAAAGAGCAGCUGAGGAGCCUGAUCCCUAAACUGCUGCAUCCUGAUCGUCUGGCUGAAAAAGAAAUAAAUGGAAACAAAGUCACCUGCAGGGGCCUGCUCGAGUUCUUCAAGGCGUACAUCAAGAUUUACCAGGGAGAGGACCUGCCACAGCCAAAGACUAUGCUCAUGGCUACAGCAGAGGCUAAUAACCUGGCAGCUGUGGCAACUGCCAAAGAUCAGUAUAACAAGAACAUGGAGAAGGUGUGUGGGGGAGACUUGCCCUACGUGGCUCCUGACUCUCUGGAGGAAAAGCACAGCUUUUACUUCAAAGAGGCUCUUCACAGCUUCUCCUCGACCAAGAAGAUGGGCGGACAAGAGUUUUGUGACCGUUACCAAACACAGCUGGAGAAGGAGCUGGAGGAAACGUGGCAGUCACUCUCCAAGCACAACGAGUCCAAAAACCUCUUCAGCGCCUUCCGGACGCCUGCCGUGCUGUUUGUCCUGGUGUGCCUCCUCUACAUAUUGUCAGGUGUGUUGCUGUUCGUGGGCCUGUCGACCUUCGCCCUCGUGUGCGACUGUACUCUGGGCGUGGUCAUGAUGUCCAUGCUGACGUGGGCCUUCAUCCGCUAUUCUGGCCGGUACCGGACUGUAGGGGGCGCCAUCGACCAGGCCGCAGGUGUCGUCCUGGAGCAGGCCACGGUGGUGUUGAACAAGUCGAGAGGAACCAUUGACCAGAAGAAAUCCAGUUAGAGGACCUCUGAACCUUUGUAAUCUCGAUGCAAUGCUACCAGCGCACAACACAAGCACACAUUCAGCACUAAAGCCUUAUCAUGCCACCCAUUGGAACAAAACAUGCAGCUCAACCACGUUGGCACGAAACAUCUUGCCAAUUCACCAGCAUCUUUAUUAUGCACGUUACUCAGCCUGUUACAGUCCAGGCUUGUAUAAAGGUGACUGGAUCCACUGAGGCGGGGAGUCAAACCUUCCCAGCCCCUCUGAUUGAUGCGUCAUGUCUUAAAUUGAUACUGCCAUGAUUUAGGUUUACAAUUGGUCUUAAUAGACAAGUCAAUGUUUACCUUUAAACAUAUAAAACUCUUACUUGGUUGUUUAUUGUUCAAACAGGGUGUCCGGUCAGGGUGAUUUUCAAACAAAAGGUUCUGCAGUAUAUCUUACCUUUUUAAAAAAAAUGCCGGCUUUAAAGCUUAUACAUUUAUACAUAUUUCUUUGUGGCUAUAUUUUUUUACUUUGUGGCCUUAAAAACAUUCCGUUCUGUUUGUAGAUUUGCUUUAUAUUUGAUAUAAAGUAGCAUUUCUAGAAGGGUGGACUGUCACUACCUUGAAAGGAGGAGAGGAUACGCACUUUCUAUAUAGCACAGUAGACUUUGGAAGCAGCAUGUAAUGGGAUCUAAUUUGUUUCCAGUGCUUUGCCAUUUAUUCCUUGAUGGAAAUGUGUUACACUUUGUAUAUUUUGAUACUAUAUACUAAACUCUUCUAGCAAAAUUAUGUAUAGGAACUUCUGCAGCAUUUUCCAGCUCCAAAGAUGCAACACUAUUUUUAAUAUUUAAAGGUGUUUAAGGCACAACAUUAUAAAACAAGCAUCCAGUCAGCCAAAGAAUUAGCUUUAAAUAUUUAAAUUAUACUUUGUACUCAGUGGGAAAACACUUUGUUACCUAAACAUUGCAAGCACACAUGGAACAAAUAAGCAGGAUGUUUAAACAGACAGAAAACACAAGUAAUGAGUAGAAACCUUUAGAAAAUGGGACAGAGUGGUUGUUUGUACACGUCUCAGUUUUCAGAGGACUGCAGAACUUGGACAGAUUGCGAUCAUAUUUGGUAGCUAGUUGUCAAAAAUCCUUAAAGGCAUAGUAUGGAAUUUUUAAGGUGGGGUGGUAUGAGGUAGUUCUCCAUAGUCGGUGUGUUACCUACAGUAGAAGGCAGUCGGCACAACUCCAGUUUGGAGAAGGAGGAAGGAGGAAAGGCAUUGAAGAUGAGCAAUGUACUGCUGUGGGCAAUGCAGCAGCACAUCAUAUUUUAGCCACCUAAAAAAAUCAAUAUCAGUGUGGUGGUUUUGAAGAAACCAUAGAUGGGUUUGUGGCUUCAGAUCCCUGUCAGAAAGUGCUGUCUGCCGGCAAGGUAAAGCUGUAAAAAUAUUCUAAAUAUAGCAUGCACUUAAACUGAUAUUUUAGGGGGCUGAAAUCUGCUUUGCAGCUGCCCCCAUCCUAGCAGUACUUUGCAGUGUGCCAACAGCCAUCUACUGUAGGUAAUAUACUGACCCCACUUUAAAAAAAAAGCCAAACUAUGCCUUUAGCAUGUAUUCAUGUCCCCACAUCAGCACUUAAUGAUGUAAUGCUUUUGUGGACCACUUGUAACUGUGAGAAAACACUCUGUGAUACAUCACUGUGAUGCUUUGUUCACAUUGGUGAUCUGGCUGCAGCUCAGAGAGAACUGUUUGUUACACAUUCUCCAUAAAACUUUUAAUGUGAUCUUAACAUAACUCCAUUAGAAAACUUUGUCAGUGUAAAACUUUUGUUUUCAACUUGACAAACUGUUUCUUUGUGGUAGAAUAAUCACUGCCCAGCUAUCAAUCCAGACUGGAUGUUGCGUGCAUGGGUCAGAGCUUUGCUUCAGAUGGAAUGCAUGUAAUGAUUGCAUAACAUAUAAUGAAACCAUAUUAGAGGAAAGGGGAAAAAAUUGGACUUGUUUCUUUGGUACUUGUUUACCUGCAGCCAUUUUACCAAUCAGCCGUAUAAUACAAAAAUCAGUCGUACAGGGAAUUAAAAAGGUCGACUGCACGGUGGAUUUAUUAGGUUUUAGUUUUCCUUUGUUGGACUGAGCAGGGCUUCUCAGGCCAACUCAGAAUGGAGCAGGCAUUGGAUUAAAGGACUCUGAUUAUUUGCAACUAUGCCCUACAUCUCUUAAUACGAGACACAGAUUCUUCUAAAAAACAUUGGAUUGGAGAAGCAUUUUGUUUUGUAAAAUAGGCCUUUAAAAUGCCACAAAGUUGCAAAUUUAGAGCAA
This is a messenger RNA of Centropristis striata (black sea bass), 3963 nucleotides long. RefSeq names its product atlastin 3 (gene atl3). The transcript is spliced from 14 exons. Bases 164 to 1696 code for a protein of 510 amino acids. Gene Ontology annotation, biological process: protein homooligomerization; endoplasmic reticulum organization. NCBI's taxonomy places the organism in Eukaryota, Metazoa, Chordata, Actinopteri, Perciformes, Serranidae. Gene Ontology annotation, molecular function: GTP binding; GTPase activity. The record is from RefSeq and is a predicted model, not a curated record.